AUGGUAGAUGUACAACUAAUUAUUGAAAUUAAAGUUGGCAAAGAAAUGUUAGAUGCACUUCUAGAUUCAGGUAGUAGUGUGUCAGCGUUGUUGGAAAGUUUUAUGAACAUCAUUAAAAAUAGGGAACUAGUUAUCUUCCCAGUCACUGGCGUUCAGGUUGAAACAGCAGUUGUGAAUGGAACAAAAACAUUCUUGGGGGAGGGGGGAAUCAACAUUCCGAAUUUAUGCAAACUGUUGGAAAAAAAUGCAGCUUCGAGGUGGAACGAGGAAUGUGAAACGGAAUUCCACGGUGUAAAGGAUAAAUUGUGCAUUAGUAAGAUCUUGUAUCACCACGAUAUGAAUUUCCCUUUCUGUUUAGCGUCGGACAGUUCAGACUAUGGAAUAAGUUGUGAACUGUUUCAGGAAAACUUAAUCGAUGGAAGAAUUGAACACCGUAGUGUGGCAUUCUCAGGCUGCAUGAUAAAUAAGCAUAAACGAGGUCAGAAAAGUGACAGUAUAGUCGGAAUACUAGGCUCUGAGUUGUCUGCAGACUGCAGGAUACUGAACGACCGCUUAAUGCGUUGGGCAAUGUUCAUGCAGCAAUUCGAGUACGAAAUCCGCGACAUAAAGGAUACAGAAAAUGGGUUUGCCGAUGCUCUGUCCAGAUUACCAAUAGGGGCGGAAGAUAAUGGAAGGGAGGAUUCGAACGAAUUUAAGCUACUGUGUAUGACGGGGGUGGCAGGGGAGGAAGAAAUUCGUGCGGUGUGCAAAGAUAUGCAGCGAGCACAAAACGACGAUCCUGUGGUGAGACACAUUAAGGUGAAUUUCGACAGCAAGGGAUACGAGAAAAUACCAAAAGAUUAUAAGAUACACAAGGGAGAGUUAUUCCGGCGGAAAGAUGAAGAGACGGACAAAUGGAGACUGUCUUUUCCCAAUAAGUAUUUGAAACAGUUGAUAGACUACGUCCAUUUAAGUCACUGA
Molecule: messenger RNA, 960 nt
Organism: Schistocerca piceifrons (Central American locust)
Lineage: Eukaryota; Metazoa; Arthropoda; Insecta; Orthoptera; Acrididae
Exons: 4
Coding region: 1-960 (319 amino acids)
Biological process (GO): proteolysis
Molecular function (GO): aspartic-type endopeptidase activity
Source: RefSeq, a predicted model, not a curated record